UUGGCGCUUCGCCGUCGCAGCAUGAGAGACCGCGGGAGGAGUCGCUCGUUGGACGGCUGUACUUUUCUGCUUAAAAUUACCAGUUUAAAGUGCUUUCUGUCCUGUUUUCUAGAGCACAGCAUGUGGGACAGAAGAGCUAAUAGACACUGAGAGGAGACAAACAGGAUGUCCCUAAGCUGCACAUCAAAACACAAGGAGUGAGCACUGCAGAAGAUCACAAUGGCAGAAGCUGAACACCCUUCAGUGUCACUGCACAGCCUCCCAUGUGAAUCAGACUGCUUUGGGGACACAGUGACCUCUUAUGCUGAGGACUCACCAGCACUCGUGGAUAUGUGUGUAAAAUGUGAGCCUGAAGAUUGUACUGAGGUUCAGGGCUUCGGUGCUGAAGAGAUGGGCUCAGGGCUGCAUCUGGACACUAGUCAAAUUAAAUCCGAGAUUGUACUGGUCAAAGUGCAGGAAGAAAAUGCAAAUCUACAGCUGUGCAGUACUACUAAGGUGAUCUGUCCUCCCUUAGAGCAGUUAAACUCACCUAUUUCUGUUUUAUCCAAACAAUACAAAUCAGAAACAGAUGACAUGAAAGUAGAGCAACAUUCUCAGUUUCAGAAAAUUUCUUGUGCAGUGAAGGACAUUAGUGAAGCUGCUUGUUGUAUAAAGGAUGAGUGGACAGAAUUGAAGGUGAAUGAAUUAAACUCUGUUCCUUGUCCUUUACCAAAACAGUGUAAAACAGAGAGAGAUGAAGUAAAGGUAGAGCAGCAUUCCCAGUUAGAGGGACCUGUUAGUACAGAGUCAGAAAUUAGUAAAGCUUUAGAUCGUAGUGUAAAGGAAGAGUGUAAUAAUGUGCAGGCUGCACAUAACCUUCUACAAAGUAAUUCAGUGAAGGUGGAGAACAGUAUAGAUACUGCUGGAAAUGAUAUCCAGACAUGCAAACAGAAUUCUUUAGAACAACCUGUAGUACAUUCUGGCAAGAACCCAAACACCUGUAGUCAAUGUGGAAAAGUUUUUUCCUGCAGAGGUCUCUUAAAACAGCACCAGUCUAUUCAUUCCAGUGAGAAACGGUAUAAAUGUAGUGAAUGCGGGAAGAGUUUUUCCCAAGGAGGCAACUUAAAACAGCACCAGCUUGUUCAUACUGGGUUGAAAUUUAAAUGUAUUCAGUGUGGAAAGAACUUUUCUUCUCAAUAUUACUUAAAAAAACAUGAGAUUAUUCAUUCUGAUGGCAAACCAUACAAAUGUAGUGAAUGUGGAAAGUGUUUCUCUGUCAGAGGAACCUUGAAACGGCACCAACGUGUUCAUUCUGGUGAGAAACCCUAUAAAUGUAGCCAGUGUGGGAAGUGUUUUUCUCAUGAACAUCCCUUAAAACGACACCAGCUUGUUCAUACUGGUGAAAAGCCAUAUAAAUGUAGUGAAUGUGGAAAAAGUUUUUCCCAAGGAGGCCAGCUGAAACUGCAUGAGCUUGUUCAUUCUGGUGAGAAACCAUAUAACUGUAGUCAGUGUGGAAAGAGUUUCUCAUGUAGAGGUCACUUAAAACAGCAUCAGCUUGUUCAUUCUGGCUUGAAAUUUGAGUGUUUUCAGUGUGGAAAGAACUUUUCUUCUCAAUAUUACUUAAAAAAGCAUGAGAUUAUUCAUUCUGGUGAAAAACCAUAUAAAUGUAGUGAAUGCGGGAAGUGUUUUUCUGUUGAGGGUACCUUAAAACGGCACCAGCUUGUUCAUUCUGGUGAGAAACCAUUUAAAUGUACUCAGUGUGGGAAGUGUUUUUCCCAAGGAGGUACUUUAAAACGGCACCAGUUUAUUCAUUCGGGAGAGAAACCAUAUAAUUGCAAUGAAUGUGGACAAAAUUUUUCAAGUAAAGCUCAUUUAAAACAGCACCAGCGUAUUCAUUCUGGUGAGAAACCAUAUAAAUGUAAUGAAUGUGGACAAAGUUUUUCAAUUCGAGGCAACUUAAAGCAGCACCAGCUUGUUCAUUCUGGCAAGAAACCGUAUAAAUGUAGUGAAUGUGGACAAAGUUUUUCAGUUCAAGGUAAUUUAAAGCAGCACCAGCGUGUUCAUUCUGGAGAGAAACCAUAUAAAUGUAGUGAAUGUGGGAAAAGUUUUGCUUUGAGGCGCUAUUUAAAAAGCCAUGAGAGGACACAUGGAGGCGGUAAACACUAUGAAUGUAGUGAAUGUGGAAAGACGUUCUUCCAGUCGGCCAAGUUCCAGCAGCACCAGCUUAUUCACUCUUACGAGAAAUCGUACAAGUGCGGCGAGUGCGGGAAGAUUUUUUCUCAGCAGCGUUAUUUAAGAAAACACCAGGCGAUCCAUUCCGGUGAGAAACGGUAUAGAUGCGCUGAGUGUGGGAAGAGUUUCUCGCAAGCGAAUCACUUGAAGCAGCACCAGCCUCUUCACUCUGGGGAGAAACCGUAUGAGUGCAGUGAGUGUGGCAAGAGUUUUGCCCGAGAAAGUAGCUUGAAAGUCCACGAGCGUAUCCACUCUGGCGAGAAACCGUACAAGUGUCGGGAAUGUGGGAAAAGCUUUUCCCAAGGAGGCAACUUGAAACAGCACACACUUAUUCAUACGGGGGAGAAACCGUAUGAGUGUAGCCAGUGUGGAAAGACUUUUGCUCUGAGGCAAUGUUUAUUUAAGCACCUGCUUAUUCAUUCUGGUGAGAAACCAUAUACCCAUAGUCAAUGUGGAAAAAGUUUUUCCCAAAGUAGUCCCUUAAAACUCCACCAGCUUGUUCACACUGGUGAGAAGCCAUAUAAAUGCAGUGAAUGUGGAAGAAGUUUUUCCCAAGCCGGUCACUUAAAAGAGCACAAGUUUAUUCAUUCCGGUGAGAAACCAUACAAUUGUAGUGAAUGUGGAAAAAGUUUUUCUCACAGAAAGCAGAUCAUUUUAAAACAACAUCAGCGUAUUCAUUCUGGUGAAAAACCAUACAAAUGUAGUGAAUGUGGAAAAAGUUUUUUCCAUAGGGGCACCUUCAAUCAUCACCAGCGUGCUCAUGGAGAGAAACCAUAUAAAUGUAGUCAUUGUGGGAAAAGUUCUUCUAGAAGAACCAUGAUAGAACAGCACCAGGUUGUUCAUUCUGUUGAGAAACCACAUAAAUGCAGUGAGUGUGGAAAGUGUUUCACCCGAAGAGAUCACUUAAAACAGCACCAGCUUAUUCAUUCUGGUGAGAAACCGUAUAAAUGUGGUCAGUGUGAGAAAAGUUUUUACCUUCUAGACAAGUUAAAACAACAUCAGCAUGUUCAUUCCGGGAAGAUAUUUAAAUGUAUUCACUGUGGGAAGAAUUUCUCCUGUCAAAAUUACUUAAAAAAGCAUGAGUUUAUUCAUUCUGGUGAGAAACCUUUUGCAUGUAGUGAAUGUGGAAAGUGUUUUUCUCGAUCUACUCACUUAAAACAGCACCAGCUUAUUCAUUCUGGUGAGAAAUUAUAUACAUGUAGCCAAUGUGGAAGAAGUUUUUCCCGAGGAGGUACUUUGAAACAGCACUUACUUGUUCAUACUGAUGAGAAACCGUAUAAAUGUACUGAAUGCGGGAAGAGUUUCUCUCAGUGUUCUGAAUUAAAACAACACCAGCUUGUUCAUUCUGGUGAGAAACCAUAUAAGUGCGGUCAGUGUGGAAAAAGUUUUUCCAGAAUAGGCACCUUACGACUUCACCAGCAUCUUCAUUCUGGUGAGAAACCAUAUAAAUGUGAAUGUGGAAAAAGUUUUUCUCGAUCUAAUAACUUAAAACAGCACCAACUUGUUCAUUCUGGUGAGAAACCGUAUAAAUGUAAUGAAUGUGGAAAAACUUUUUCCCAUGGAGGUACCCUGAAACUCCACCAGCUUCUUCAUUCAGGUGAGAAGCCAUACAAAUGUAGUGAAUGCGGAAGGAGUUUUUCUCGAUCCAGUCACUUAAAACGUCACAUGCUUCUCAAUUGCGAUAAUAUAAAUGUAGUCAAUGUGGAUGAUGUUUUUCCCAGUUAAAAUGUCACCAGCAUGCUUAUUCUAGUGAGGAACCAUAUACAUGUAGUAAAUUUGCAAGUGUUUUUCUCAAACUUGCAUUUUAUUUGUGGCAAACGGUAUAAAUGUCAAUGUGGAGAAAAGGUUUUUUUUUUUUUUUUUUUCCUUUUUCCUUUUCCUGAAAUGCUCAUUUAGAAGUACACUUGUGCGUUCAUUCCAGUGAGAAGUCGUAUAAAUGUUGUGACGGUGGAAGUUUUGAUCUGAGGCAGUAUUUUACAACUUGAUAACGCACUAGAAAAAUACCUUAAAUUCUUCAAAGUGUGAACAGACAAACUGACAAGAGAACUAAUGCUCGUGAUAUAAAAGUGAAAAGAAAUGGUGAAAUCUCUGCCACAUAUUAAGUGAAACUUACAAAUAUGAGUUUUGUGCAGAUUGACAGAAGAGCAGACUGUCAGCCUUUUCUGAGAUGUGCCCUUUGGGAAUAACAGUGAGGUUAGUUGUGUGUACUGUGGACCCAAAGAAUGCAUUUUCGCAUUCCUGACGUUUCAGAUUGUUGGACUUUCAUCUAGGACGGCAUCAGGAACUAUGAACCUUGUGUAGGAACUCUUCACAGUACGAAAGACUGAAUUAUGUUACACUGAGUGACUCAAAACGUAACAAGUAUAACAGCAGUUUGCCUUUCUUUCUAAAUGUAUUGGAACCUGACUUUACCGAAUAUAUUUACUGUUAUAUGUUUCCCUCCAUAGUGUAAAAAGCAGCAGUUCCUUUUUACUUGGUUCAGAUUCUCAGACUUGCUCCAGUGUUGUGGGGCUCAAAUGACUUUGUAAAACAUUACAGGGAAAUAAAGUAUUGUUUUUAAA
Messenger RNA from Scleropages formosus (Asian bonytongue), 4772 nucleotides. Its product is annotated as zinc finger protein 11-like. Gene Ontology annotation, biological process: regulation of DNA-templated transcription. NCBI's taxonomy places the organism in Eukaryota, Metazoa, Chordata, Actinopteri, Osteoglossiformes, Osteoglossidae. Gene Ontology annotation, molecular function: DNA-binding transcription factor activity, RNA polymerase II-specific; RNA polymerase II cis-regulatory region sequence-specific DNA binding. Bases 220 to 3936 code for a protein of 1238 amino acids. The record is from RefSeq and is a predicted model, not a curated record. The transcript has 7 exons.